AUGUACAAUUCAUCAUCAUCAGAUGAUGAUGUGAUUGAAUUGAAUGUUAGCGGUGAAAGAAUAUCAACUUUACGAUCAACUCUUACUGCUAUACCUAAUUCAAAAUUAGCACUGAUGUUCACAAAAGAUAAUCGAAACGUAUGGCAAUUAAAAGAUAAAGAGGAUGUAGUUUUUUUUGAUUAUAAUCCUGUUCAAUUUAAAUAUUUGCUUGAUCAAUUGAGAAUGAUCAAACGUACACCAGAUAUAUCUCCUGAUGAAAUUACAUUUCAAGCACCGCAAGGAGAUAUACAAACAAAUUUUUCUUACAUGAUCGCAGAUCUUGGACUAAAUGCCGAACGAUUCUUGUCGCCUCUCGCAGGUGUUCAUCUGAACUUGAAUAUAAGCUCCUUAAUCGGAUGGCAAGAAUGUUAUCGAGACACAUAUGAUAAACCGUUUGAUCUAUUAUUGUUUUUACUAGCUUGCAAAAGUAGAAAACUUCUUGUCGCAUGUCGUCCUGCUAAUAACAAUAAGAUGUUAACUCUAGCCGGUAUUGGCAAAUGGAAAGAUCUUUUUCGUCCAUGUUCAUCAAAUACUUAUUGUCAGAUUGAAAUAAAGAAUGAUAUAGGUUUCUACUACGUACAAGAUCAAGCUUGGGGAUUUGAAGGACAUUCGCAGGUAAGAAAUUAA
Rotaria sordida is the source of this 666-nucleotide messenger RNA. NCBI's taxonomy places the organism in Eukaryota, Metazoa, Rotifera, Eurotatoria, Philodinida, Philodinidae. The record is from the annotation of a GenBank genome assembly.